This is a messenger RNA of Mercurialis annua (annual mercury), 1093 nucleotides long. RefSeq names its product LOB domain-containing protein 24-like. The coding region runs from base 190 to 765 and encodes 191 amino acids. Lineage: Eukaryota; Viridiplantae; Streptophyta; Magnoliopsida; Malpighiales; Euphorbiaceae. The record is from RefSeq and is a predicted model, not a curated record. The transcript is spliced from 2 exons.
AAUUAAUUUCUUCCAAAACAGAUUACACUCGCACUAACACAAGAUGACACACGUUUUAAAAUGCUAAAUCGCCCCAUCCCUCGGACGCUGUAAAACAGUACGGUACGACGGUUAUAAACUUCAUAUUCAGUAUUGAAAGAUACAAAAUUUGCAAACCCAAUUGAUUAUGAUCCUCAAACAAACCCUACAAUGCAAAGAUCAGCACCUGCUGGUAAUCUCAAGAACACUGCACCAUCAUCAUCAUCGCCACCAGGUUGCGCUGCAUGCAAACAUCAACGUAGAAAAUGUCCCCCAGAUUGCAUUCUUGCACCACAUUUUCCUGGAAAUGGACCACCCAAAGAUUUUGAGAAUGCACAUAAACUGUUUGGUGUAAGUAACAUGGUGCAAGCCCUCAAGAAGAUACCUGAUCUUAAUCUGAGAAAUGAGGCUGCUAAAAGUAUGGUUUAUCAGGCUAAUGCUAGAGCCAGAUAUCCUGUUGGGGGUUGUCGAAGUGUUCUUGAUCAACUGCAAAAUGAAAUUACGAAAUCUGAAAUGGAACUUCAAUCUCUUACGACUCAGAUUGCGCAUUAUGGCUUGGAAAAUCAAGAACUGGCGCAACAUCAGGAAACUAGUAGCCAUUUAUUUGCUACUAGUGGUUUGAGAAUUGCUUCGACUUCUUCACGAGAAAGCGUAUCGGAUUUCCUUGGUGGGUCUGAUGAAAGAAACAAAACUGUUUCUUUGGAAUUUCAAGAUCCUACAAAUUACAGUAAAAAAACCGGUGAAUGAAGAAGAUCAGAAACUAACCAGUUGGAGAUGAGCAGGAUGACUAUCUGAAGGAUGAUGCUUCUUCACAAUGUACUCAGAAAAAUGGUAAAGAAUCCAUAUCCUAGUCUACAGCAGAAAUUUCUAUAAAAACACACUAAGAUUUCACAUAUAGCUAGAUGAUCUAGUUCUGUAUAGAAGUUGUGCAUUCAUCAUCUGAUACAUAUUACAAAACUUGUUUCAUUCUUUGAGGUUAUAUAGCUUUCAAACAAUAAUGCUGUGUAAAUACAUUUCUUUGAUUGGGUUCUGAAAUGAAUCAAACUCAUACUAUAUACUUGAGCCUUAAUUCAUA